Molecule: messenger RNA, 2010 nt
Organism: Equus quagga
Lineage: Eukaryota; Metazoa; Chordata; Mammalia; Perissodactyla; Equidae
Gene: ENPP7
Product: ectonucleotide pyrophosphatase/phosphodiesterase 7
Exons: 7
Coding region: 40-1554 (504 amino acids)
Source: RefSeq, a predicted model, not a curated record
CUCAGGGAUCCGUCCCCCACCCUCCCCCACUCUGUGAACAUGAGGAGCCAGCAGGGCACUUGUCUGUCUGGAGAAGCCAUCAUGAGACGCUCAGCCAUCCUCCUCAUCGUGGCUCUCGCCACCCUCCUGGCUCCGGGGGCUGGGGCACCCGUGCAUGGGCAGGGCCCCCGGAACAGGCUACUCCUCGUGUCCUUUGACGGCUUCCGCUGGGACUAUGACCAGGACGUGCACACCCCCAACCUGGACGCCAUGGCGAGACAUGGGGUGAAAGCUCGCUACAUGACCCCAGCCUUCGUCACCCUGACCAGCCCCUGCCACUUCACCCUGGUCACUGGCUGGAAGUCCAAAAUCCAGUGUCAGAAAAACCAAGCUCUCUCUAGAGGUGCCAAGGGACCCUUUCUGCCUCUGCCAGCUUCUGGGGGCCCCAGGCGUUCCUUGCUUGUGGCCGCAUCCCUCCAAUGUCUGCCUCCCUCGUCGUGCGGCUGUCUCCCCGACGUGCGUCUCUCCUUUUCUUGCAAAUACAUCGAGAACCACGGAGUGGUCCACAACAUGUACUACAACACCAGCAGCAAAGUGAAGCUGCCCUACCACACCACGCUGGGCAUCCAGAGGUGGUGGGACAACGGCAGCGUGCCCAUCUGGAUCACGGCCCAGAGGCAGGGCUUAAAGACCGGCUCCUUCUUCUACCCCGGCGGGAACGUCACCUACCAAGGCAUGGCCGUGACGCUGAGCCGCAAGGAAGGCGUUCUGCACAACUACAAAGACGAGGAGGAGUGGAGGGCCAACAUUGACACGGUGAUGACGUGGUUCACAGAGGAGGGCCUGCACCUGGUCACACUCUACUUUGGGGAGCCGGACUCCACGGGCCACAAGUACGGCCCCGAGUCCCAGGAGAGGAAGGAGAUGGUGAUGCAGGUGGACAGGACCGUGGGCUACCUCCGGGACAGCAUCAGGGACAGUGGCCUCCAGCACAGCCUCAAUCUGAUCGUCACGUCCGACCACGGCAUGACCGCUGUCCGCAGGGCAGCUGACGACCUGGUGGAGCUCCACAAGUUCCCCAACUUCACCUUCAAGGACGUCGAGUUCGAGCUCCUAGACUACGGACCAAACGGGAUGCUGCUCCCCAAGGAAGGCGUGCUGGAGAAGGUGUACGAGGCCCUGAAGGAUGCCCACCCCAGACUCCACGUCUACAAGAAGGAGUCCUUCCCCAAGUCUCUCCGCUACGCCAAUAACCGCAGGGUCACCCCCCUGCUCAUGUACAGUGACCCCGGCUACGUCAUCCACGGGAGAGUGAAUGUGCAGUUCAACAACGGGGAGCACGGCUUCGACAACGAGGUCAUGGACAUGAAGACCAUCUUCCGGGCCGUGGGCCCCGACUUCAAGAGCGGCCUGGAGGUGGAGCCCUUCGAGAGCGUCCACGUGUACGAGCUCAUGUGCCAGCUGCUGGGCAUCGUGCCCGAGGCCAAUGACGGGCUCCUCAGCACCCUGCUGCCCACGCUGCGCUCAGGCCCACCUCUUCCAGGAAGCCUCCAGAAGCUGCCCACAAGGCCCUGAAGCCGCCUCUCACUGUGACGGUCUACUGGACGCUGAUGGGCCUCCUCUAUGGACCAUGCGCCGCGUGCCUGCCUCAGCGUCCCACAGCCCCGCCCAUGCUUGGUCGUUAUGGUGCCGGCAAUAGGCCCCUGCCCGGGUUUAGGUCUGCAAAAGCACAGGCCCGUUAAGGGGUCCACCACUCCCAGACCUAUCCACCCAGACUCCUUCCAUCCCCCACCGCCUCCCUCCCUCUGCAGAGCCCAUCCCACUAGCGGCUCUGCCAUCUGCAGCCACACCACAUAGGGGUGGGGGGUGGGGGGGACACACGCAGGGCAGGCGAGCUCCCAGCCUUGAGUCCAGACUGGGGGGAGUGGCCCCCACAGGGGCUGGCCAGCUCCCACUCCUGGGCCACCGUCACCGGAGGCAGAAAGCAUCAAUGGGAAUAAAGGACAAGCCCGGUGGUUACCGGUCACAAUA